AGCACAGGCCCUUCCUGGUUGGGAGUGCCGGCGCGCGGCCCGUCCUCCUUGACGCCGGAGAGUUAGGUUGAGCGAGAGGCGCGGGGAAGAUUUGGGGAAACUGGAAUUUCCCGCGGAGCUGACGGCGCUUGCUCUCCCCCUACUCGUUUUAAUUCCACGCGCUGCAAAAUAUCCGCCAUGGAGAAAUCUUGGUAAUGACCCAAUCCCCGUAAGCAUCCCAGGAACACAUCUGACUCCUGCUUAAUUCCUCCCCUUCCCGCCGCCGCCGCCGCCGCCGCCGCCGAAUUAUGGGUUAGGAUGCCCAUUCUAGGCCCACUGGUGCUGUCCUAUUAAAGGUCAAGUAUCUGUGAAGGAGCUGUCGCAAGGGAGGGUGUGAAACAAGUCUAAUCUGCUGCCAUCAUGAACUUCGAAGGUCUGGACCCUGGACUAGCAGAGUAUGCCCCAGCCAUGCAUUCUGCCCUCGACCCUGUCCUGGAUGCCCAUCUGAACCAAAGUCUGCUACAGAAUGUGGAGCUGGACCCAGAGGGAAUGGCCUUGGAGGCUCUUCCCAGCCAGGAGUCAGUACACAUAAUGGAAGGUGUCUACUCUGAAUUGCACAGUGUGGUGGCUGAAGUGGGUGUGCCUGUCUCCGUCUCCCACUUUGACUUGCACGAGGAGAUGCUGUGGGUGGGAUGCCAUGGGGGCCAUGCCACUUCGUUUUUUGGCCCUGCCUUGGAGCGUUACUCAUCCUUUCAGGUCAAUGGCAGUGAUGAUAUUCGGCAGAUACAGAGCCUGGAGAAUGGUAUCCUUUUUCUCACCAAGAACAACCUCAAGUAUAUGGCCCGUGGGGGCCUCAUUAUGUUUGACUACCUGCUGGAGGACAGUGAGGACAUGCACAGUCUCCUGCUGACCAAGAGCAGCACUCUGCUUGUUGCUGGGCUGCAGAGCCACAUUUUGGAAAUUGACCUUAACACUGUCCAGGAGACUCAGAAGUAUGCAGUCGAGACUCCUGGAGUCACUGUCAUGAGGCAGACAAAUCGCUUCUUCUUCUGUGGCCACACAUCUGGCAAGGUUUCCCUGCGAGACCUCCGUACCUUUAAGGUGGAGCAUGAGUUUGAUGCUUUCUCAGGGAGUCUCUCGGAUUUUGAUGUGCAUGGCAACCUGCUGGCUGCCUGUGGCUUCUCGAGCCGCCUCACUGGCCUGGCCUGUGACCGUUUCCUCAAGGUGUAUGAUCUGCGCAUGAUGCGCGCCAUCACCCCACUUCAGGUGCAUGUGGAUCCUGCCUUCUUGCGCUUCAUACCCACAUAUACUUCUCGUCUUGCUAUCAUCUCCCAGUCAGGGCAGUGCCAGUUUUGUGAGCCCACAGGCCUGGCCAACCCAGCAGACAUCUUCCAUGUGAAUCCUGUGGGGCCUCUGCUCAUGACGUUUGAUGUAUCAGCCAGCAAGCAGGCCUUGGCCUUUGGGGAUUCUGAGGGCUGUGUGCACCUCUGGACUGAUUCCCCUGAGCCUUCCUUCAACCCCUACUCCCGAGAGACCGAGUUUGCUUUGCCCUGUCUCGUGGACUCACUGCCGCCUCUGGACUGGAGCCAGGACUUGCUGCCUCUUUCCCUCGUCCCCGUCCCACUCACCACUGAUACACUGCUCUCUGACUGGCCUGCUGCCAACUCCUCUCCAGCGCCCAGGCGAGCACCCCCUGUAGACGCGGAGAUUCUGCGCACGAUGAAGAAGGUGGGCUUCAUUGGCUAUGCGCCCAACCCCCGCACCAAGCUGCGCAAUCAGAUUCCUUACCGACUCAAAGAGUCAGAGAGUGAAUUUGACAGCUUCAGCCAGGUCACUGAGUCACUCAUAGGGCGUGAAGAGGAGCCACAUCUCCACAUGGUCUCCAAGAAAUACCGCAAGGUGACUAUCAAAUACUCCAAGCUAGGGCUGGAGGACUUUGACUUCAAACACUACAAUAAGACCCUGUUUGCUGGAUUAGAGCCCCACAUCCCCAAUGCCUACUGUAAUUGCAUGAUUCAGGUGCUGUAUUUCUUGGAGCCCGUUCGCUGUCUAAUCCAGAGCCACUUGUGCCAGAAAGAGUUCUGCCUGGCAUGUGAGCUGGGCUUCCUCUUCCACAUGUUGGACCUCUCCCGUGGUGACCCUUGUCAGGGCAGUAAUUUUCUUCGGGCGUUCCGCACCAUUCCUGAGGCCUCAGCCCUUGGUCUGAUUCUGGCCGACUCAGAUGAGGCAUCAGGCAAGGGCAAUCUGGCCAGGCUCAUUCAGAGGUGGAAUCGCUUCAUUCUCACUCAGCUGCAUCAGGAUAUGCAGGAGCUGGAAGUACCGCAGGCUUAUCGAGGUGCUGGUGGCAGCAGCUUUUGCUCCUCGGGGGACUCUGUCAUUGGGCAGCUGUUCAGCUGUGAGAUGGAAAACUGCAGCCUGUGCCGCUGUGGCAGUGAGACUGUGCGGGCCUCCUCCACCCUGCUCUUUACGCUUUCCUACCCUGAGGGCAGCAACAAUGAUAAAACCGGGAAGAGCUGUGACUUUGCUCAGGUGCUGAAGCGAAGCAUCUGCCUGGAGCAGAAUACACAGGCCUGGUGUGACACCUGUGAAAAGUACCAGCCCACGAUUCAGACCCGCAACAUCCGCCAUCUGCCAGAUAUCCUUGUCAUCAACUGUGAGGUGAACAGCUCGAAAGAAGCAGACUUCUGGAGAAUGCAGGCUGAAGUUGCCUUCAAGAUGGCAGUGAAGCAACGUGGUGGGGAAACCUCUACAAACAAGGAGUUUGGUCUGGCUGAUUGGAAGGAACUAGGGCAUCCAGAGGGCGUGCUGAUGUGUCCCUCCAUUGAGGAGUUGAAGAAUGUCUGGCUUCCUUUCUCCAUUCGCAUGAAGAUGAGCAAGAGCAAAGGGCUGGAUGUUUGCAAUUGGACUGAUGGGGAUGAGAUGCAGUGGGGCCCGGCCAGGGCAGAGGAGCAGCAUGGUGUCUAUGUGUAUGACCUGAUGGCUACUGUAGUACACAUCCUGGACUCACGCACAGGGGGCAGCCUGGUGGCUCACAUCAAAGUUGGAGAGACCUACCACCAGUGCAAGGAGGGUGUUACCCACCAGCAGUGGUAUCUCUUCAAUGAUUUUCUUAUUGAACCUAUUGAUAAGCAUGAAGCUGUGCAGUUUGACAUGAACUGGAAAGUGCCUGCUAUCCUUUAUUACAUCAAAAGGAAUCUUAAUUCCAAAUACAAUCUGAACAUCAAGAACCCCAUUGAGGCAAAUGUCCUGCUGGCUGAAGCCUCUCUAGCACGGAAGCAACGGAAGACACAUACCACCUUUAUUCCUUUGAUGCUGAAUGAGAUGCCACAGGUUGGGGACCUGGUGGGCCUGGAUGCUGAGUUUGUCACCCUUAAUGAGGAGGAAGCAGAGUUACACAGUGAUGGCACAAAGUCUACCAUCAAACCAAGCCAGAUGUCAGUAGCAAGGAUCACAUGUGUUCGGGGCCAGGGACCUAAUGAGGGUAUCCCCUUCAUUGAUGACUACAUCUCUACCCAGGAGCAGGUAGUGGAUUACUUGACUCAGUACUCAGGGAUAAAGCCAGGAGAUCUCGAUGCCAAGAUCUCCUCUAAGCACCUGACAACUCUCAAGUCUACCUACCUAAAGCUUCGUUUUCUUAUAGACAUUGGAGUCAAGUUUGUGGGCCAUGGUCUGCAGAAGGACUUCCGGGUCAUCAACCUCAUGGUACCCAAGGACCAAGUCCUUGACACGGUCUAUCUGUUUCACAUGCCCCGAAAACGAAUGAUUUCCCUACGAUUCCUUGCUUGGUACUUUCUGGACCUGAAGAUUCAAGGGGAGACCCAUGACAGUAUUGAGGAUGCCCGCACAGCCCUUCAACUCUACCGAAAGUAUCUAGAACUAAGCAAAAAUGGCACUGAACCUGAGUCCUUCCACAAAGUGCUCAAGGGUCUUUAUGAGAAGGGCCGAAAGAUGGACUGGAAGGUGCCUGAGCCAGAGGGCCAGACAAGUCCCGAGAGUAAGGCUGGGAUGGGACAAGGGAAACUGGCCUGAGUGGGCUUUGACUGCAUAUGUGAGCAUUAUAUCCACCCUAAUAAUGAUGAUGAUGGUGUUUACAUUUGUAAAGCACUUAACAGUUGACAAGGCACUUAAUCCUCUGAACAUUCAGUGAAACAUAUUAUAUUAUUGAAAUUAUCCAUUGGUCCUAGCCUCCUCUUGCCAAUUCUAAAAUAUCUAGGGCCGGUCCAUGACCUCUUUUCUCUUGCAUUUUUCCUUCAUAAGUAUCCCAGGUGCUUUUUCUCUGUUCACCUAAGAGUCAGUGCCAUUGGUUUUGUCUCUGACAGAUGCAGCUGUCUUCUCCUCGGUGCUGGCGCUCUGACCUCACCAUAUCCCAACAGCUACUCCCUCUCCCUUCAGAAUUCUGCAGCCCCAGAACUGGGGGAUGGCUUCCCAGGUUGGCUAUACUCUGUCCACUUCCAGAAUUGGACCUGCUCAGGGUCUACAGAUGGUGCUCUUAAUAGAACUGGAAUGCAGCAGAAUUGUUGCAAAAGGUCUAGGAGCUAGAUUCCUUUUUCAUCCUUUGCAAAAUAGUGGGCCAGAAACAGAGUCUAGAAUUAACCCAGAUGGAAAGUAAUUGGUAUUCCCUUAAUAAAUAUCCUGGGUAAUUAAUAUCCAGAUAAAAAGCCCCUGGAAUCAGAAUUCUCAGUUCCUAAGUUGGUUAAAGACUGAAGUCCUGGACAAUGAUAGGAUACAACAGCUCAAGACUUAGCUCAAGUCUCUGAAUGCUGGAGGGAUGCCUGGUCAGACCAGCAGGUAGAGUCUUGGUGGCCUAGCACACCAGUGUUGCCAAUACCAUCACUGCCAAAAGGGCCUUUGGGUCCUAGACAAAGCUUGGCUGCUGGCUUCAUUCCAGCUGACAGCUGAGAAGCAUCUGUCUUCCAUCCACUUUCCUGUCCCAAGUUUUGUUAUUUUUUUAAAAUUUGUUUUAAACCGCAUGUUUUAUAAAAUAAAAAUAUCCUUGGCUGUCA
This is a messenger RNA of Manis pentadactyla (Chinese pangolin), 4982 nucleotides long. It is a transcript of the gene PAN2, whose product is annotated as poly(A) specific ribonuclease subunit PAN2. Gene Ontology annotation, molecular function: protein binding; poly(A)-specific ribonuclease activity; nucleic acid binding. Lineage: Eukaryota; Metazoa; Chordata; Mammalia; Pholidota; Manidae. The coding region runs from base 400 to 4008 and encodes 1202 amino acids. Gene Ontology annotation, biological process: mRNA processing; nuclear-transcribed mRNA poly(A) tail shortening. Gene Ontology annotation, cellular component: P-body; PAN complex. The record is from RefSeq and is a predicted model, not a curated record. The transcript has 25 exons.